Messenger RNA from Carassius gibelio (silver crucian carp), 2543 nucleotides. RefSeq lists its product as uncharacterized. Lineage: Eukaryota; Metazoa; Chordata; Actinopteri; Cypriniformes; Cyprinidae. The transcript is spliced from 12 exons. The coding region runs from base 999 to 2543 and encodes 514 amino acids. The record is from RefSeq and is a predicted model, not a curated record.
GAAAAAUGGCUGAGUAGUUUUUCCAGAGUUACAUUUUUUUUCCUCAAAAAUAGUUGUUUUUGCUCUAUUUUGAGUGUACAGAGUCAAAUUUAUCAGUAGAGUGGGAGCAAAAUCACAGAGUAACUGCAGUGACUCCUCCCAUAACUGUUCUCUUCCCAAAGUUUCGUUUAUCCGCCAUCUUAUUAGUCACGGCCGUCGACCGCUGCUGCUUUGCUUUCUGCUGGAUGGUAAAGUAAAUAUAGUUUCAAAGUCUUGGUAACGUUAUUCAUAUAUUUUUCAUAAUAUUCACCCGUUAUUAGCUCAGGACAUUUCGUCAUUUUUUUUUUUUUUUUUUUUGCAUAUUACAUCGCUUUCUCAUGUUAGCUUGAGCACUAAGUUGUGCCAUGUCAGAAAUAAAUUAGACUAAGUAAUCUUUAAUGCAAACAGCUAAGUUAAUAUAAAAAUAACUAACAUUAAUUGACAUCAGUAAGUACGCUAUAGCCUAUUAACGUUAAAUGUUUGUCCACAUAAGUAUUGUGACAAGUGAUCGAAAUGUGCGCCACAUGCCACCACAUGUAGUUGACUCGGCAUAGAGUAAAAGUCAACGUUAGCCGUAAUUAACUUGCAUUGCUGGGAGGCUAUUUUGAUAUGCAUUAUUAUCCCGAUUCGGAGGGUUACUGUGGGGAUGUAGGUAUUUUCAGCAUUUACAGAUUUUUUUAAUAUAUUUUGUCAUCUUUGACCGUAUGAAUCUAGAAUUUUGGGGUGUGACAAUUCAGAAUUCGCCGUUGACUCCUUUUUGUCCACUGCCGAACACAGUAUAAUAAUUUGUUUCUGCUCUAACGUUAACUGUUCUCUUCCCAAAGUUUCGUUUCGUUCCGCCAUUACAGUCAUUGCCAUUGACCACUGCUGCUUCGAUUUGAGAAGAUAACGUGUGUUUCUGCUGGAUUGUAAAAAAUCCUGGGAAGUAUUUACAAGCAGAAUAUUAAUCAGUUGAAAGGAGAAAGAGGGAAAUAAACGGGAUGCAGACCAACAAUGUUAUCAGAGUGAAGUUCAAAGACAGCAAGAGAUAUAUUUUUUCUUCAAAACCUUUUACAUUUCAAUCAUUUUUGGAAUGUGUUGCCAAUAAAUUUGAUCUUCCUACAAUGGAUGUGAAAGUCUUUGAUGACUCGAAGACAGAAGUUGAUGAGGAAGCAUUCGUAUAUCUGCUGACACGACCAGAUCUUGGUGUAUUAGAAAUUGUCAUCCCAGGCACAGCAAACAUUGAUGAUUCUUUAAGCUCAAGCUCAUUAGGAGAUGAAGGUACAUCAGAGUCUGAUGACACUGCAAUGUUGAUUACAAGCCCUCCUGAAAAAAAUCUAGCUGAGGAACAUCGUCUUGCCAAGAUGAUUGAAGAGAUUCUAAAGACCAGCCCUGGAGGUGAAAAGAUUAUAAACGAAUAUACCCGCACCAAAGGUCUGUCCGAUACCCGAAGACGUGACAUGGUGAAAAUUUUGGUAGCACAUUUAACAAAUGAACAUGGAACAAGCCCUUCCCGACGUUUGAAGGAAGAAUAUGCGAAAGGAAUCAUUUCCCUCUUCCCAUGCUUGGCUGACCCCAGGAGCAAGCUUGGAUAUGAGCAUUAUUACAAUGCAGAAGAUGGAAGUGGAUAUUUGGCAUGGAGAAUUAAAACUCUGCAGAAAGAAGCAUCAGAGGGACGGAUGAAGCGUCCACGGCAACCACAAACAGGUGGGCCAACUGCUGACAGACAAUCCUACAAAGAAGACUGCUAUUUGACUGAAGACCGUCAUUGUCAGGAAGCAAUAGCCCUGAUGAAGCAUACAGCUGAUGAGGCAGUGGUAAAGGAAAAGAUGAAGUUAACGCUGGCCUAUCGCCAGAAGCUGCUGCAUGACCCUAAAAAGUCUGCUGAUAUUCUAUCAGUUUUCUCACGAUUCCUGGAUAUACCAGGCUUGAUUAAUCAAGAUUUUGGACUUUUGUUUGGUGAUGCGACCUCUGCAAAGUUGUUGGAGAAGUGGUCUACCAACAUAAAACCAAAGGUUAUUGCACAGAGCCGUGGCCUCACACAGACUAGUGAGCUCCAAGACCUCAUCCAAAAUGCUGAAGCCACUGAAGUUGAAGAAGGGUGGGACAGCGACAUGUCUUCCAUUCUGAUGCUGGUUCACCUUUUGCCACCCUCAAGUCAAGGCCGCAAGAGACCGGGAAAGAUCUCAGCCAAACAAGCAUGUGAUCAUCUUGUGAAAUUCAUCAAGACCGGUAACAGUAUCCAAGGGCACUUGGACAGUAUUGGAGAGAGACUCCAGCCGUAUCUACUCGCUGUUGGGCCGAACAAAAGUAGGAUCCAUUCUUGGUUUAUUGUGAUUGACCAACAUGCUCUACCCUGUAAGGCUUCUAAUUCAUUGGCCUGUGUUGAUGAGCUUUUCAAAGCUCACUUUGUCUUUGGGACUUCAUACUGUCAGGAAUUGACCAAUGUGUUUAGCUUUCUGCAAACCGCAGUCUAUGAUAUAGAUGUUGAAACCACCAAGGUAAAUCCCAGAGUAUCCGAGUUGAGAGCUAGAAUCCUCCAGUGA